Dreissena polymorpha is the source of this 888-nucleotide messenger RNA. Its product is annotated as beta-1,3-galactosyltransferase 5-like. The transcript has a single exon. Gene Ontology annotation, molecular function: hexosyltransferase activity. The coding region runs from base 1 to 888 and encodes 295 amino acids. The record is from RefSeq and is a predicted model, not a curated record. NCBI's taxonomy places the organism in Eukaryota, Metazoa, Mollusca, Bivalvia, Myida, Dreissenidae. Gene Ontology annotation, cellular component: membrane.
AUGCUUGUGUUCUCGGUUCACACGAGAAUAGAUUUACGCGCAGCUAUUCGAAACACGUGGGGAAGCGUAGUCGAAAAUGGUUCUUGGCCUGUAAGCGGAAGUAUCGGAAGAAGUGUAAAAUUGUUGUUCCUGUUUGGAAGGUCCGACUCAAGCCUUGGUAACACCGUUGUCAGGGAGGAAAGUGCGCUGUACGGUGACAUUGUGCAAGGAGACUUCCGGGAAUCCUAUUACAACCUGACAUUGAAAUCGGUCAUGGGAAUCCGAUGGGUGGCUCUGUACUGCCCUAAGGCUAAGUUUAUACUUAAGGCGGACGACGAUGUGUUUAUUCACGUUAAGAACCUAAUAGAUUUUCUGGAAAUAGAUAACAAUAGACCACAAGAAGCGAUAUAUGGUCGCGAACUAAAGAAAGGUGUUGUUCAUAGAACAGGGCGAUGGGCAGUGGACAAAGCAGCGUUUUCACUCAAUGAAUAUCCAACAUACGUUCCAGGCAAUUCGUAUGUUGUUUCUGGAAGCAUCGCUGCGCGCAUUGAUUUUAUUGCCGGGGUUUUGCCAUACAUAAAUAUCGAAGACGCUUUUGUAACGGGUAUCAUUAGAAAGAUAUUGGGCAUUAAGAUCGUGAAUGGUGUGGGGUUUACUCACUGGUACGAAAAGCAACCCAAGCCGUGUGAAUUCCACAACAAGGUUCGCAUUUCCGCUACGAAGGUCACCGAGGGGCUUCUCUACGAGUUGUGGGAAGGCUUGAAGAGGAAUAUAACGGACUGUUAUGUCAUACCUAAAGACGAGUCAGGUCGGAUGGGGUUGGGAAAUAUUGGGUUCCGGAACAAUAUUAUGUUUCGAGAUGACCACGUGUUUCUGAACCGAUCGUCCGGCCAGUUUUAUGUCUUGUAA